This is a messenger RNA of Varanus komodoensis (Komodo dragon), 9797 nucleotides long. It is a transcript of the gene EPN2, whose product is annotated as epsin 2. The record is from RefSeq and is a predicted model, not a curated record. The transcript is spliced from 8 exons. Lineage: Eukaryota; Metazoa; Chordata; Lepidosauria; Squamata; Varanidae. Gene Ontology annotation, biological process: endocytosis. Gene Ontology annotation, molecular function: phospholipid binding; clathrin binding. Gene Ontology annotation, cellular component: clathrin vesicle coat; endosome; plasma membrane. Bases 3173 to 4954 code for a protein of 593 amino acids.
CGUCUCCUUGAAGUCAGUGGAAUUCGUGUCAAGUAAACACGGUGUGGAUAGGGACACAGAAUACGUCCUGCGUAAGUAAGAGGCUUCUUGAUCGAUGUCAUUCUAAGAGCCAGGCCGGAAAUGUACGGUACUUCGUCUGUCGGACGCACCGAAUGCUGCCGUGUCGUUGGCUUUCGCUUGCUCCUUUUUACUGGGGGUAAUUAAAAGUGUUUCUCUGUCUUGUGAACUGAGGCUUUUCCUGCUGUUCGUAGCUUGUGAGGCAUUGCAUUCCUCUUACACGGAACAUUAAAAUAGGAAUCUCGUUUUGGCCUCCCUUUUUAACUACUGGUGCUUUAAAACGUGGGCGAUUUGUGUUAACUUGCGGUGUGGAAUGCUACCUUGCAUAGAACUAGUUGCGCAUCUUCCUUGCUGUGCAUUGUGCAAUUUUAUGUUACUUUUAUUAUGCCACUUAGUGUAUUAAACCAGCCUUGCAGGUAGGUGCAAACAUUUACUAGCUCACAAAACCUGCCUGCUCGAGUGUGUGUAGAAAAGCUUAAGUGAUGGAUUUGGCAAGCGACUCACCUGGAAGGGAUUUUCACUUGCCUCUAGGGUGGAGUAGAGAAACUUUUUUAUUUCCAUCCAGGUUAUUGUCCCUCAAAGUAACCUCUGGGGAGCGGGGCAGGGAGCAGUCAGGGCCAGAGCUGGGGUUGAUAGGACCUGUUUCCCUCUUCUGGUUUCCUUUUCCCUUGCUUCCCCCAGCACCUGGACAGGGAUGACUUUUGAAAGCAGGAGUCAAGCUGGAGCGGAGCACCUGCUGGGCCAGGAAGCGCACACAAGCUGUGAGCACAUGGGUCUGCGUUGAGAAAUGGCGCAAGCAUCUUUAUAGCCAGUAGUAUUAACAGUUUUUACUACAUUCCAUGAUUUGCUCUUUUUAAUGCCUUCUUAAAACCUUAGAAGAACAACUGUGGGCUAUGUCCCUAUACACGAAAAUAUGCAAAAUACAUAGGUAUGAAUUGUAUGUCUUGUUUAACCUGCAUGGCCACUGUUAUCUUGUGAACAAAUAUUAGAGGUAGCAAUUAAGCAAUUAUUUAAAACCUCAGCCGAGUGGCUCAUGAAACCGUCCUUCUUUUUGCUGAGCUCCAAGCUAAAAAACAUGGCACCGAAUCGAGUAAGGGAAAUGCUCGUGGUUUCUAGCAGUCUGUUCUUAAAGACUGCAGUGCUGUUCACGUCUUUCUCUUGGGCUUCUGCUUCAGGAGAUCUGUGUUUAAGCGGGUAUCUGUGUCUAAUGUCUCUGAAUAAAGAGAAGCAGUGGAGGUGAUCUUCAGCACUGGAGCUGAUGCGUUUCUGUCUGUCCACGGUGCGCUUGAUGCCUCCUGGCUGUCUUGAUCGUUGGUCCUUGGAAGUGUGGAGCUCGUGAUUCAAAACUGACUGUGGCACCAUCUUCCCCGUGCCACCGGUUGCUGGCCAUGCCCGAGGGGCCUCCCCGAGCCAGGACGUUGGGCCGCCCGCCUCUUUACCUGUGGGGAUUCUGGUCUGGGUGAGGAAAGGGGCCCUUUUGCGUGAGUUGCAGAGCUGAGGGAAUUGGCCGUCCCCGCGUGGGGCCUUCCGUUACGCUGGGGCAAAUGCACAUGGCGGUAGAAGGUUAGGAUUGCAGCCCAUUUGGGCCCGUCUGUGUCCGCUUGAAAGGUCACCUGAUAUUUUGGAAUCUGCCUUCCAGACGAAGCCUUUGAGGCAAAGGCGGGGAUUCCCGCAAAGGCAAAGCGACUGGCGUUCUCCUGGCUAGACCAGCGUGCCGUGGUUCGAGGCAGGAGCUGGCCGUAGGCGCGGGUGGCGCUCCGUGCUUCUGGCAGUGUCGCUGGCCGCCUGAGCCACGGCCCCCGGGAGGGGCGGGACCAGCUGAGCCGCUGCACAGCCAGCAAGGCCAGGGACCCCUUGAAAGUGCGGGUCACGUUCCAGCUGGGGAAACAAGUCAUCAGAUCUUGAGUGGGGGGUGGCUGAGCGGCUUCAGCGACCCUAAGCUGACAAGCUGGUGCAGCCGUUUAGCAGCUCCCUGUCCUUUAGAAGUCAACUUGCUUGGGUGUUCUCGUUCUGAUAUUUUCAACGAGCAGCUGCUGCGUGAAAUUUAAUUUUGAUUCCUGCUGCAGUUGCAAGUUCGUUGGCUCUGUAGGGAAUCCUGUUUUUGCUGAGUUUUCAAGUUUACUUAGUGAUUCAUUGCUAAACUAGUAAUCCGCUAUGGUCUCGUUAAAAAGGCUCAUUUCCUACUAAUGCAAUUCUCCAUGCUUAAUUAAAAUAACUUACUGUUUAUUGUUUUUCUGUUCAAUGCACAAUUUUUGUUGUCAAGGAACAGUCUUGACAGCAGCUUUGAGAUCUUGAUGUGUGAUGCACUUUGAUGAAAGGGAGAAUCGGGGGAGUGCUUUGACUGCGGGGCAGUCUAGAAAUACAAUCACAACAGCAAUAGUAAUGUCGGUAGGGAGGCGUGCAUAGACCUUGCGGUCCUGGUGCUGGCCCAGGGAUCGUUCUGGAUGGGCACUGCUCUCUUCCCCAACCGGGUGCCCGGCCGGUAUUUGCUGCUUCCGCUUCCAGCAGCCCCAGAUGUCUUCUGAGCAGACGGACGUUGUCCUGGGCUGCGGAGGCCUGUGUAGGGUGGUGCCUGGUCUGUGAUUCCUUUGUCGUGCAUCCUGCGCCUGUGACUGGGAGGAAUGUCCUACAUUUGUUGUGUAGAUAAGCCCUUAAAGAGGAGCUGUCAACACUUCUGGGAGGGGAGGAAACCACUUCCGUAGAACCGGCUCGAGCGAGAGACGCAGAGCAGUGUCAUGUCGCCUGCGUGUGCCGUUCUCGCCUGGCACUUUUAUGAAAGGUGUUAUCUGUGUCCGCAUUCUAUUUAUAGAUGGUUUAAAGGGGGGAACUUUUUAUUUUGCAGCUUCUGUUUUCUUUCCGUGGGUCUAGAACAAAGCAAUUAAUUGCCUGUAACAGAACCGAGGACAUCGCUGUUGUUUUUUCUUUCUUUUUUAGGCCAGCGUUUCCAGUUUCUUUGGUCGCUUUGACUAGAGGAGGAAAUGACUUUACCAGGACUCACACCAAGCUGGUCACGGUGUCAUCCUAUCACAGGGACUUACAGCACAGAAAAAACUGUGGCCCAUCUCUAAGGGCCUUUUUCUCAGGAGGGAGCUGGCUUGGCUAGGAGAAGGUAAACAUGACCUCGAUUAGGCGGCAGAUGAAGAACAUUGUGAACAAUUACUCCGAGGCGGAAAUAAAAGUUCGGGAGGCGACCUCAAACGACCCAUGGGGUCCUUCCAGCUCCUUGAUGACUGAAAUCGCGGAUCUGACCUACAACGUCGUGGCCUUUUCUGAAAUCAUGAGCAUGAUCUGGAAGCGGCUGAACGACCACGGCAAGAACUGGAGACACGUCUACAAGGCACUCACCCUCUUGGAUUACCUGAUCAAGACCGGCUCGGAGAGGGUGGCUCAGCAGUGCAAAGAGAACAUCUUUGCCAUCCAGACCCUGAAGGAUUUCCAGUACAUCGACCGGGACGGGAAGGACCAGGGCAUCAACGUGCGGGAGAAGUCCAAGCAGCUGGUGUCCCUUCUGAAAGACGAUGACCGGCUCAAGGCAGAGCGGGCCCAGGCCUUGAAGACCAAAGAGCGCAUGGCACAGGUAGCCACCGGCGUCGGCAGCAACCAGAUCACCUUCGGCAGGGGCUCCAGCCAACCCAACCUGUCCACCAGCUACUCGGAGCAAGAGUAUGGCAAAUCCGGAGGCUCUCCGGCGUCUUACCACGGGUCCACGUCGCCUCGCGUGUCCUCGGAGCUGGAGCAGGCGCGGCCCCAGACGAGUGGGGAGGAGGAGCUCCAGCUGCAGCUGGCCCUGGCGAUGAGCAGAGAAGUCGCGCAGCAGGAAGAGCGUCUUCGUCGUGGUGAUGAUUUGAGGUUGCAGAUGGCUUUGGAAGAGAGUCGCAGAGAUACAGUCAAAAUCCCCAAAAAGAAGGAGCAGCACCCCACCCUGCUGGACCUCAUGGACGCCCUGCCCGCCGCGGCGCCCGCUUCCCAGAAGGCAGAGCCCUGGGGGCCACCGGGCGCGGCGAACCAAGCGGACCCCUGGGGAGGCCCCGCCGCCAGCAGUCCCACCGCGGAUCCGUGGCAGUCGUUUGGUGCCAAGCCAGCCGCCUCCGUCGAUCCGUGGGGAGCCCCAGCAGCGUCGGCGGCCGCCCAGCCCCUCCCGAAGAACACGGACCCCUGGGCCCCCCCGCAGCCCCCCUCUGCCGUGGCAAAGGCUGCCGUGGACCCCUGGGGAUCAGUGCCCGCCGGCAAGCCCAUUUCCGCCUCGGGCAGCAAGUCUUUUGACCUCUUCAGCAAUUUGAACGGGACGAUUAAAGAUGACUUCUCUGAGUUUGACAGCCUUCGAACAUCUAAGAAGGAAGAUUCGGGUUCCACGUUGUCAGCCCAGAACAGCGGUACGACCAGCCCUGACCUCUUCGAGUCGCUGCCUGCCGGCUCGGCCUCGGGCAAGCAGAGCGUGUCCCGGAAGACCCCCGAGUCCUUCCUGGGCCCCAACGCCGCCCUGGUGAACCUGGACUCGUUGGUCUCUAAGCCGCCUCAGCCAGCACCUUCGCUGAACCCUUUCUUAACUCAAGGAACGGCCGUCGCCUCCGCCGCUGCUCCGGUCAACCCCUUCCAAGUGAACCAGCCGCAGCCCCUCACCCUCAACCAGAUGCGGUCGAGCCCGGUGCUGGGUGGCAGCGCGUCCUUCGGCACGGGGCCGGCGGUGGCCGUGGAGCCCCUCGCGCUGCCCUCCGUCGCGCCGGCGGCGGUGGCCGUGGCGCCCGUGCCGGCCCUGGGCCCGGCGGCCCCGCUGAGCAGGAUGGGCCCGGGGGUGAGCGUGGGCCUCGUGGGGGCCGUGGCGCCGCCCCUCCACAGUGCCGCGAUGGCCCCCCCGGCCUCCCAGCCCGCAAACACGACUAACCCUUUCCUCCUGUAAGGGCCCGCGGUGUGGAGCCGGGCUCGCGGGACGCCCGGCGGGACUGAGCGCACCGCCCGAGGCUGGCUUGGGCCGGACCGCGUGCGCGAGAGCCCCGGGGAGCCGGCACGCGGCUCACGGCUGCGUUCCCGGCGGGCCCCUCUCGCCGCCCCCCCUUGAUCGAAGCCUCGCACCCGCUGCAGACGGUACGCCUCCCCUCUGCCUCGCGGGAGCCUCGCGUGACGCACACGGUCCCAGUGGCCAAAGGCGGAGGCCCUGCUCUCCUCCCUCUCCGUUUGGCCACUAUUUCACUUCUCGUGGGAAGGAGCUGCCCUUCAAAGAGCCCUCUUUGGGUAUAUUUUGUAGACAGUAAACCGGACCCUGCGUGGCUGUGACCCGUGUCUGUCAGAACUCCGUUCUCGUACUGCAAAGAUCUGAGACGCAAGCGUGCCCGUAAGCACGCGCUCUUUAGACUGUUGGUUUCACCCAUAGUCCUUAUAAACUGAAGAAGAGGAAGGCGAGGGAACCGGGGAGCCCAGAAGUUAUAAAUAUUUUCCUUGCAUAACUAAGAUGUAGCGCAAAACUGUCCCCUUUUUUCUGGGGUUGGGUGGAGAUGGCUGGCGCCAGCGGCAGAGGAAGCUCUCCUCCGGUCGUGGAAUCCCGUGAGUGUGCCGUUCGUAUGCAGUGUUGGCUUUCUAUCCUUCCAAGGACUCGUCAAGGACUUCUGUCUGAGUGGCUGGCAUGCAACACUUGGUGUUCAGGAGUGUUUUGCUCUGUGCUUGUCCGAUAGUGGCUUCAUUUGGAAAUUACUGUGUGUGUGUGUUGUUUCCAUUCGACUUGCGAUGCAAGUUAAAAGCGGGGAGGAGGGGGAGGAGGGGGGCGGUGGGCUGCUUGGCUUCAGCUUCGCUGGGGCAAGCUAGGGAGCUAAUCUGGGAUGGCCGUCGCCAUUAUUAUGCAGUUGUUAUUAUACAGUUAUCCUUGUAAACUUUUGCACUUUUAAAAAAGCAACUAGUACCAUUUUGGAUUUGAGUUGGCAAGAUGGGUGCUCCGUUUCACUCGUGCGCAUUUUUAUAAUGCCCUUAUUUAACAGUCUGUAGCUUCAAUAGACUUACCAGGUCUAGCUGAAAAAUUAAGAUACUGUCAUUUUUAAUGAUUUAAUGCCCUCGUAUUUAUAUAUAAAUAUUUUAGCUCUUGGUUUCCAUAAAGAGAGUUUAAAAGGGAAUAUUGCCAGACAUUUUCCUGUUGAACAAAGAGUUUGUAAUGCAAACUGAAACACGCCUGUGGCAUAUGUUUUGAGUGGAAUAUGAAUGUAAGAUGACAUUUAAAAGGAAAACACUACAGUUGCCUUUCCCCCUCCCUGUGUUCUGAUCACGUCUCCCCCACGUGGAGCAGAAAGCCUCGUGGGAAGCCUUUUAUAGUGGAAGAUCAUGAAAAAAGAGAUCACUUCUCUCUUGUAAUACUUUGGGAAACUUUUAAAGAAACACACUGCUGUAUGAAUGUUAAUUUUAAUCAACUAAAUUCUAACUAAAGAUGAACUCCAUGUUAAUAACCGGCUCUGUUUACAGUCUUCAUUGCGAAGUCUUCAGUCUUCAGACUCGCUUUCUCAUCAGGCCACCCUCAGGUUUAAGUCAUGAGUUCUUGCUUGAAAACCCAUGUUCCUUCAACAGGGCAACUGUAAAAUGAACCUGACUUCCAGGUGCGUCACCCCCCCUGCGCGCACAGACGCACUCGUGCAGAGUUGAGUGGCUUCAUCUCAGUUCGCUGUCCAGUGGCUUCCUCCGAUUUAUACUUCAAAAAGCAAGAGCAGUUUUGGGAUGGCGGCUCUGGUGUCCGACCAGCAUGCGGAGAAGCCUCGGUUGCUCGCUUUCCACCGGCCGUCGCUGGUCAGCUGUGCCGUCUUCGUCGCCGCAGAAAUGCCAGUGGCGGUGCUGGAAAUCGUGCGGCGAGAGAAGACGAAACAGCUGCUUUCCAGAUGCGCUGUGGCAAAGGUCCUGCAGGGACGGUCAACCAACCGCAUGUGGCUUCCCUCGUCCAGGAGCGUUGGGCUUGUCCUCCUAAGGGGCCACAAGAAAAGACCCCUCUUUCCGAGGAGAAAAAGGAGGUUUUCGUGACCCCGGAUCGUUUGCGGUUCCCUAACCUCUGGGAAAUUCUGCAGCAAACCAGGCCAGGCCAAGUACCAUGUUUUAGCUAGGGCUGGUGUAUCUCCCUCCAGGUGACUCUGUGUGUGUGUGUGUGUGUGUGUGUGUGUGUGUGUGUGUGUGUGUCUAAAUUCAGAGCAUCAGGCACAGGUCCGGCUCUGCAAAGGACCCUGCAUCACCGAGUUGGCCGUCACAGCCCAAGAUUCCUGCUCUCCUUUAAAUCAACAUGAGAUGCAGAAUAACAACGUCCGUUUUUCAUCCUUUCCCUCCUCCCCCACCACUCCCUAAGGGAGAGGUUUUCAAACUCAACAUGGUUUUGCAAUUUUUUAUUUUAAGCCCGUGCAAAAGGUGAUGUUAAUAGCAUUUUGUUAAUUAGAAAGUGACGCACAGGGAGGGACGAACAGACCGUGCUUCUCGGAGGAUUUGUGUUGAGGAAAAGUCCCAGCGUGGUGCAGAGCCAGGGUGUCGGAUUGGGGCCUAGGAGAUCCAGGUUCCAGUCCCUGCUCAGCUGGUGGAGCUUCCUGGGUGACUUGGGGCCAGUUGCUCGCUCUUGGCCUAGCCUACCUCGCAGGGUUGUUUUUGUGAGGAUGACUGGAGCUAGGUGAGCUGGCGUGGGUUCCUCGAGGCCAGAUGCCAGGUUGUAAACGCAAUGCAAAAAGCGUAGGCCAAGCCCGGCGUAAAAGCGGCCUCUGUGAUGAAUGGGUGUGAACCCUGGCUGCCUUAACUUCCGUUUCUGUCCGUGGGCCUCUAGGAGCAUCCGGGAGCCCCCUGCCCAACUCCUCCCAUCCUGGAGGGCUCGGAAGGCCCACAGUUCGGCUGUCCGCCCUGCUGGGGAAGGGCCGUUUUGGAACCGAAGUCGGUCCGAAGGUGCUUAGGUGCUGCUCCAUGCGCGCAAUCCCGUUGGCGGCCGGUCUUGAUGCAGGCGCUGCGCGUUUGCAGCUGCUCCCGCUUCCCUCCUCAGAGCCACCCAACUGGUCUAACUGGGAGGGGCUGGCUAGAGCAAGCAGGCAGCUGGAUCCUCAGAACCUCCAGCCUGGGCUCGGAAAAGGCCCUGCCUGAAGCCCUGGGAGGCCGUUGCUGCCAGUCCGUGUCAGCAGCGCUGGGCUGGAUGGGGCCCUGGCCUGGCUUAGCGUGAGCUGCUGGGCUGCGUGGCUGCGGCAGUUCCUGCCUCACUGGGAUCUGAAUUUGGCCAGUGGUGCAUUUAAGCCACGGAUGUUAAAUCCUGAUUGUAAAACCACCCGUGUUGCAGUAGGGAAAGCUGGGUAUUACAGGGUAGUUUUCCUGUCCAGAUAUUCAUAGAAUUAUGCCCUAAAUUGUCCAUCAAACUUUAAAAGCAAGUAGUGUUUGUCCCCUCUGAUUUGUAUUCCGAGCAGAAACACGUUUACAGCACUCGGUGAAGUUCUGCACCUGGAAUUUAACCAACCCAGGGAGCAAAAACUGCUGCAAAAAGAAAAAGAAAAAAGGAAAGGGACAGGCGCUUAUUUAUUGAAUUUAUAUACCGCUCAGGACUCCCUAGUAAUUGCACAAGAAGUGUGUGGCUGGCUCAGGCCAGAGGCCAGUUGAAUCUACCUUUGUGUUCCCCUGACAGAGCAGGGUGCCCGCCGCCGGCUUUUCGGAGAGGCUUCUCGCCCCAGAGCGGAUAUGCAGCCAUCGCAAUAGCAGCCGCUGACACCACCUGUCCACGGAUUGCUCUAACCUCCUUUAAAAGCGACUCACACGGGGGGCCAUCGCUGCAUCUUCUGCUAGCAAACUCCCUUAUUGAAUGACGUGUCGUGGAAAAAGGUCCCUUUGGUUUGCCCUGAACACCCGCUCAAACCGCUCAGCUUCUUUCCGGGACCCCGGCUGCUUCUCGUGCCGGGAGACGGGGGGAGAAAUGUCUCCCUGCCCACCUGGUUGGUGCCAUGCCGAAGUCCUUGCGCCUCUGCCGUGCCCCCUUCGCUCGCCCUUCUUGCAGCCCAGCAGCCCAGGAUGCUGUUCGCUUUCCUCAUGAGAGGGAGACGCUCCAGGCCGCCCUGUCCCAGCGCCAGAAUAUCCUUUUUAGUGGCGAUGGGAAACACGCAGCCUUCCGUGCAGAGCCGCACCUUAAGUUGGUUUUCGAUCCCUAACGAACCUGAGCACAUAAUCCGCAUUUUUUUCACGGCCGCUGCAGCUGGCCGGCAUUUGCACUGAGUGCUGCCCUGAAGCCCCAAGAAUGCAUCGACGCUGGACCAGCCCUCCGCAGCGUAUCGCGCGGCUGUUGCGUCUUCCCUCUCUUCACAGAUUUCUUUUUGUCUUAAGAGAGGAAGACGGAGGAAACUGGGAAAACCUGGGUGGGUUAUAAAACCCAGUUCUUGAGGCCGGCUCCGGCUAACCGGAAGCACCGUAUUGCAAGAAAACCCAUUACGGAGUCGAGCGCUCUCGGUGGCAGUUUAAUGCAGACCAUGCAUUGAUGGUGCAUUCACUGGACUGGAAUAGCUCAACUCCCUUUUCACGGCCGAAUCUUAAAUAUGUGCACACACAUAUAUCCAAGCUAUUUUCUUACGCAUCGGGAGCAGGUUGCCUUUGACUGAAUUUGUGCUCUUGAACUUUUAUUGUAUGGAUAUAAAUUAUCGUUUGUACUGUUGUACCAUGUUUUUGUAUCUGUGCCCUUCCCUUGUUGCGGAAAUGUGGAGAAUGAACCGUAGAAAGUGGGGGCUUGUCGGAGUUGAGUGUCUUGUCAGAAUUAAACAUGUGUUGCUUUUAUUCAA